Sycon ciliatum is the source of this 4950-nucleotide messenger RNA. RefSeq lists its product as uncharacterized. The coding region runs from base 1107 to 4058 and encodes 983 amino acids. The transcript has 11 exons. The record is from RefSeq and is a predicted model, not a curated record. Lineage: Eukaryota; Metazoa; Porifera; Calcarea; Leucosolenida; Sycettidae.
UAGUACUAGUACAUGGUGUAGACGCUGACUGCACUGGGAGUUUACGUCUGAUCAAUGGGAGCCUGGACAAGUAGGGAAUCAGAUGGGCUGACUGAUUUGACCACUGCUUUUGCCAACCAUCCAUGCUGCGUUAUUUACUUCCAGUGUUGAAGCUGAGCGGUGGAGUGUAGAGUUGUUCGCUUGGAUCGGCCACUACAAACGUUUUCCUGCUGUCCUCGGAUCACUAGCUAAUUGUCACCUCUGUGUUCAUCAGAUCGGAGAGAAAGGCCACUUGUUAUCCUACUCGAUCCUGGCCAAACCUCUCCUGUGUUACUUCCCAUCGUGUCACUAGUCACGCUAAAAGCUACGCGGUGGUCGGUGAAAACUAUCGCGGGAUGUAGAGAGUGGACGUGAUUGGUCGUUUAGUGUGUACGUUGUAACCUGGGACCAAGCCACAGCUUUACGGCAAACCGUGUGGCAGACGUACCGAGCUGCCACUGAUUUCCCUGCGGCCACCAUGUCAUGAGUUUGUGUACUGGAGGGACCACCUCAGGAUUUCUGAUUUCUGAUUCUAGACAGGUAGUGUGUAAGUGUGAGCUCCGUGAGUGGUGUAUGUCCUGAGUACUGGCACCGAAGGUCUUCAAAGGACAUUCUGCAGUAGCCUAACGUAACUCAAAGUCAGGUAAAACUGAUCAAUGACUUGUAUUGGUGAGAUAUUGGUCCACCCGCGGUCUCGAUACUGCACAAGUACGUCGACAAAUGAAUGAAAUUUCUCCCCCCAGCACCAGCUAGUAGCAGUGCCCAUUGAGGCAAGCUUAUAGCUGAAGCUUCGGUCAAUGUGGAGAGCGUGAGAUUGGCAGGCCCGCGGCAUUCUGCAGACACGAUCUCGCAGAAGUUGAGCCCCGACUAGCGAAGGAAUUGGACGAAGUCGCAUCUUGACCAUUUGUUGCACAGUGCAGCAGCAGUGUCGACAUCACGCCAUCAUUGGAGAUUAUUCUGCUGCUCCCUUGUCCUUGGCCUUGUCCCUUGCAGUGUGUGUUUAAAUUAUACAGUCGGUCAGCUGCUGUCGCACUCGUCGUGUUGGUUAGUCGAUUGUGCUGAACCCCUGAUCGAUCUGAGCGUCGACCAUGGCUUCGCACAUCAUCACGACAGCGACGGUCGCAGCCGUCACAGCCAAUUCCAUCACGGCGGCUGCUAGCUCUGGGUACGCUGCGGGUACGGGUGGCAGUAGUGGCAAGCACUUUCACUUGGCCAACAUACAGCAGGUUUUGCAGCAGCAGCAACCCCAGCAGCAGAUGAGUGAGUCGCUGAGUAGUGGUAGCGGGAGCAGUGGUCUUGCUGCGUUGACUCGCGGCGGCGAAAUGGAGAAAGCUGCAAGGAAGCUGUUCGAUGCCUGCUGUGGGCACGGUGGCGUGAUGAUGAGGGAGGAUGUGGCGAAAGUAUGCCAGGAGCUGCAGCUGUCCUCGUUCGCGGACCAGAUCGCGGAGGAGAUGGGGGCCGGCUCCCCCGGCGGCGUUCGCUUCGAGCAGUUCCUGGCCUGGUACCGGUCCACUCUCGACGACGAAAUGGCCGCCAGCAGCAAAGCGAGUACUCCGAGUACAGGCGAAACGACCUCAUCCUCUAUGCUGGACGGCGCGGGCUCAGACAUUUUCGACCGAGAGCUCAUGCAUAUCAGUGAGAUGCAGUUCCCGGCGGCAAUGGCGAGGACGGCGGCCAGGCAGGACAAGGCCGAGCCGGCACAGGAGCAGGCUUUGCCGGUGGAUGCCGCCACUGCGCAGGCCGCUGCCGACAUGGCCAGUGCGGCCGCCGUGGCUGCCAGCGGUGUGAGUAGCGGCAAUGGGGAAGCGGACAUUGCCAGGAAAGUGGUGCAGGACCUGAUCUCCUCGGUGGACAUGACCACCACGGACUUGUCUGAGCUUGCGACUAAGAUUCAUCAAGUCACCAUCAAAUCACUGAAGACGGCCGUCAACAAUCUGCAGCACCAGCUAAGCCAGGCCCACGGCAAGAUCAGCGGCAUGGAGACCACCAUCAAGCAAACACUGGAUGACCGGGCACAACUCAUCUCGAACUACGAGCGCCAGAUCGAGCUGUGCUCGUCGGACAUUGAGGAUCUGCGCCAGCAGUGCUGCGCCUUGCGUGGCCAGCUCAAGGUAGCAGAGGAGGAGAAGCUCGCUGCUGUCGAAACGGUGAAGACCGAGAUGAGCAAGCAGCAGGCGUUACCGCAGCUUCAGAAGGCUAAUCAGGGGCCAUGCCCGCAGUGUCAUGCAUUAAAUGACAAGCUAGCCGCACUGACCAGUCAAGUAGACGUGGCCCUCACCAUACAGUCACACAUUCCCUCGCAAGUCGGCAGUUCAGGAGCACCACCGCCAGCCACGGACAAGAAGACACACAGCCGUCGAUCCUCCACCAGCAACCCUCCCGUCCAUCUAGACGAGCGUCAGCUGCAGCAUGCAUCGCAAGACAUGUACUUUACGAAUCAGGCCGGCGUGGCCAUGGUUAAGUCCAAGUCCGUGUCCAAGAUCGAGAAUGCCUAUUUGGCAUCAACACCGGACGACGACCUCUCCGUCUCGCUGAAGGUCUCCACGCUGACUUCGAGUCCCAGUCGCGCCGGUGACGUCACCACAUACCAGGACCGCGCGGCCGAGUGGCUCCAACAGCAGGACUCUCACCUGCCCGUGUCGCCGGCACACAGCGGAGUGCCCAUGCAGAGACAGGCAGAGCUAUCACAGCUUGUCGGCGAGCAGUUCAAUGCCGGGCAGAUAGACCAGCUGGACACGGCGCUGCGGCAAUGCGCUUCCAUCGAUGACAUCAUCCGUGCUGUGUCCGUUCACACGACGGCCUACUUUGAACAGGAACUGAAACACAGUCAGCUGGAAAACGAACGCCUAGAGAGUCAGAUGAUGUGCCAGGAAGCCGAGAUGAAUGUUCUGUCGGUGACCCUGGCCGAGAGCAAGGACAUGGCUGACCGCCUGGCGCUGCAGACAAGACAGUUGCAGAACAACAACGAGGUGCUGGAGCUGGCGUACGAGAGCAGCCUGCAACGCCAGCACAUCUUCCAACUGCUGCUGGAAGCAAGCGACCUGAAAGCACUGCGCAUGGCCAUAAAGGUAUCCCGUGACAUUGGGUGUUUGCCAGACGAUGUUGCUGCGCUGCCCACUCUCACCUGGAUCCACGGCAUGGAGAGUAACGACUUCCACGACCUGCAUGCACUAUCCAGCCAGCUGCACACAAUGGAAGGAAAUCUCUUUCAGCGGAUUCACAAUGCGUUUCUGCCAGGCAAUCAAGAGUCGCCGCACAGUGGCAGCCCGUUGUUUGACGACCAGCUGACUCGGCGGCUGGCGCACAUCGCUGGUCGCGCAACGCCCUCGUCCGAGCUACGCACUCGUCCGCCGAGCGUCAACAGCCACGGCGCGUCCAUCGACGAAGAGAGCAGCAUUGCCGACUCUGGACACCAGUCCAUGCUACACAGCUACGCCAGUCGAAACCACUCGUAUUCACUGCCGGCCGACCUGAUGCGACUGCAACACAUUGCUAAAGACCUCAAGGAACAGCAAGAAAGUCUUGUAACAUCGCUGGCGCCGGUGGAGAUCCUGUGCAACGUCACGCCGUCACGCACGUCCAGCGACCUGACCAACGGGCGCACAGCCGACGAACUGGCCGUGCUCUUCCAGCAGGUGGUGGCGGAGAACGCCGUCCUGCUCCAGGACCUUGCCAUCCUGGUGCAGGACAAGGCAAACCUGAAGAAACGCCUGUACAACGCCGACACGACCAUGGCACAGCUGCAGCAGCAGGCCAGGAGCUGGCAGAGCCGUGAGCAGGCGCUCAUGACCCGACACCAGCAGCUGCUCGGCGAGCUCAGCAGCCAACGGCAGAGGAAGAUGGUGCUGGAACGCGAGCUGGAGAACGUCAGGUUCACGCUGGCCUCGGCUAAGAACCACUUUGCCGCGCAGUCAGAGCGUGAAGGACUGUACCGGAUGAACCCAUCCCGUCGCUCCUCCAGCUGCCGUCACCUGACAGCCCCUGCCUCCACGGCGGCCCUGCAGUCCAACGCCAGCAGAUGUCGCACUAACUCACCAUAGGCUGAAUCUUGACGACAGUCUGCCUCACUGACCGAUAUCGUCAUUGCACACACUGGGGAUCGGCGGAAGCAGUUUUGAAUUGGUCCGCCCAUACCCUGGCCUUUCAUACUUUGGUUAGGAUAUGACGGAUAGGCAUGACCUCAGCGAUAACACAUGUUGGUGGCCAGAAGUUGGUCCAGACAUGGCCUGACCAACUGGACAAGUUCCGCCGGGCCUGGCAGAUCAACAGUCGAAUCAGCCAACAAGCAAACCCAUAUAAACUGGACAGACGUCUAUACAGAAGGAAGACACCCAAUCAAGCUGGGUUCCUUGAGCUCGUCAAGCGUACCGACUGAACCCACCUCAACAGACCUCAACCAAGCACACACACAAACAUGCAUCUCAGUAUUGCUCGUCCCCUUUCAACAGUCAGCGCAAAAUACCAACAAAGGCUUACAAAAGCAUAGCUGAACUUGACACGAAAGCCGAUCCAAAGUAUCGAACAUCAUAUUCGCACUAGUUUACACCUUGAUUUUACCAACACCACCAGUCAACACCGGAGUUUAAAAGACUCAUGCUGCGCUAGCGUGAACUCCGGAAAACGAAAAAUUUAGUCUUGUUUAUUCCAGUCCUCACCAUCGUCAUUAUACAGAGUUUUAUGAACUUUUAUCCAACACGGUAUAAAUAUAAUUUGCACAGAUCUAUUUGCCACCGUGGUACAAGAUUCAUGAUACCGUAUUAUCAGUUAGGCAGUGAUGCCCCUCGAGCGGCACCAAGACAUUGUAUUUCACGAAGUACGUGAUAAACAUAUUUAACUAGUGACUUCUAAACAAAUAUUUAGACGCUCGUCUAUGCUAGCCAGGAUGAUAUUAAUCACAGUAAUAUUUACGUAUUCUGUGUGAUGCUUCCUUGG